Messenger RNA from Harpegnathos saltator (Jerdon's jumping ant), 1869 nucleotides. It is a transcript of the gene Sas10, whose product is annotated as UTP3 small subunit processome component Sas10. Gene Ontology annotation, biological process: maturation of SSU-rRNA from tricistronic rRNA transcript (SSU-rRNA, 5.8S rRNA, LSU-rRNA). Lineage: Eukaryota; Metazoa; Arthropoda; Insecta; Hymenoptera; Formicidae. The transcript has 4 exons. The record is from RefSeq and is a predicted model, not a curated record. Bases 394 to 1764 code for a protein of 456 amino acids. Gene Ontology annotation, cellular component: small-subunit processome; nucleolus.
GUACUAUACACUUAUCACUUAAAUCUGCAGAGGUUAAGUUCAAUGCAUUCAUUAACGAGAUAUUAAUAAAGACCGUUGAUCUUAUGGCAUUUUGGGCACCAGAGAACUUUCGCUAUGCACUAACCUCCUCUUAAGAAUAUCGUGACUGAAAUAUGAAGCUGUAGCUCGAAACAAGCAUAGAUGGUAACAGAUAUAGUAUACGUGACACAAACUAUGUAUUUUCAGUACUGAAAGUGAAUUUCGGAACGCAGCCUUGGAUUAUUUCGUCGGUGCUGUGGCGGAACCAGGCGGAACGCAUAUAGCGUAUAGUGUGUUUUUAAAUUAGGUUAAUUUGUACAUUGUACACGUGUGAGAAGUUUAAAUUACUUUAAUCUUGAUAUAUGACAAGUGAAUAUGGGUAAAAAAAAAGGAAAAAAGAAGCCUCUUGUUGAUGAUGAGGAUAUUGAAGACAUUGAUACAGAUAUUGAAGAUAUGGAUGCUUUAGCUUCAGAUGAUUUGGAAGAAUAUACAGAAACUGAGAAAAAAUUAUUAGAAAAAGUACGAAAAGCACAUGUCUCUGAAAAUUUUGACAGUGACGAUGAAGUAUAUGGAUUGCAAGAUGAAAAUGAUGAGGAAGAGGAAGAUUUGCAAGAUUCAAUGGAGUCUGACAUUGAAGAAUUGCAAGAAGAUGAUGAUAUGCCUGACGAUAGAGCUUGGGGCAAAAGAACACAAAAUUUUUAUUCAUCGGAUUAUAAAUAUACAGAUUAUUCAUCCGCAACUCAAAAGGACUUUGAAAAUGCAGAGAUAGAAGAACAAGAAGCAAAGAAACUUUAUACAAGAUUAGCUAAUGAGAUUUUUGAUAUUACUGAUGACAGAAUUAUGCAAAUUACAGAAGAUAAGGAUGACCAAAAAGAUGAUGGGCAAACCUUGGAGUUCAGUAAAUCAAGCAAGAAACACCAACAGAUGGUUGCACAAAAGGAAUCAAGAGCAUUUACAAUUUUACUCAUAGAUUUUAAAGAAUGUAUAACAGAGAUAAAAGAGAUCUUGGUACCUUUCCUUAAACUGGUUGAAAAUGGCACAUGUCCUAAUUGUGAUGCUGUGACUUUUGUCAAAAUUAAAUAUCACCUUAUGUUAAAUUAUUGCAUCAAUAUUUCUUUCUACUUGAUGUUAAAAGCUCAGGGAUCGCCGACACAAUUUCAUCCAGUUAUCAAGCGUCUAGAACAAUAUCGUCAGCUGCUAGGUCAAUUACAGUCAAAAGAGGGAAAUCUACUGAAAGAAGUGGUAGAAAUCGUAAGAGCAGUCGAAGAAGGCAAGUCCCUUUAUAGCAUAUCAAACGGUUCUCAAAGACUAGUUGAGGAGAAGACUUCGAGACUUGUUGGUUUGUGUGAAAAAGUGACACGUCGAAAGGAGAUGCAAAACGAGCAGAAAGAGUUAUUACCUGAUAAUAUGGAUAUGGAUAGUGUGGGAGAAGAGUUUAUGGAUGAAGAUGAUUCCAAGGCAGAGGAAAAUUACGAUAAUAAAGGUAAAGAGGAUGAAGAAAACAAAGAUGUUGUCAACGAGGAAGGAAAGAGAGCAAUAACAUACGAAAUGGCGAAGAACAGAGGUCUUACGCCUUAUCGUAAAAAGGAGUUGCGCAAUCCACGAGUGAAGCACAGAAAUAAGUAUCGUAAAGCUAAGAUCCGCAGAAGAGGCGCGGUGAGAGAAGUAAGGAAGGAACUAACUCGUUAUGCAGGAGAGAUUUCUGGUAUUAAAGCAGGUGUAAAGAAAAGCAUUACAUUAAAAUGAACAUCAUUUUGCACAAUUACUUUAUAAGCAUACAAAUGUUACACAUAUUUUUAAAAUAUUGUAAAUUCGAUUAAACUAUUCAAUUAAACAUCGCUAUUUUAUUAA